Messenger RNA from Fonticula alba, 1166 nucleotides. RefSeq lists its product as hypothetical. NCBI's taxonomy places the organism in Eukaryota, Rotosphaerida, Fonticulaceae. The transcript is spliced from 3 exons. The record is from RefSeq and is a predicted model, not a curated record. The coding region runs from base 1 to 1155 and encodes 384 amino acids.
AUGCUGUCAUGCUACCAUGCUGUCCUCCUGUCCUCCUGUCCUCCUGUCCUCCUGUCCUCCUGUCCUCCUGUCCUCCUGCUCCUCUAUCCUGUUACCCCGACAAUCACCUUCGGCCCAAACUCCGAGCUGGAUGAGUACAACAUCUCCAUGCAAAACAGCCUCGCGCGGCAGAUCCACGACACGGAGCAGCUCCUGGAGCACCACUCGACGGAUCGCCCCGAUGCCGCCUCCCCCGACCAGGCGGCCAUCACCGCUGCCCUUGGGCAUCUACGCCAGGCGUUUGACGCCCUCCGCGGUGCCGGGUCGUCGACUGCCGCCGCCGGCGGGCGCGAUGCCAGCACCAGCACCAACGGUGGCGGCGGCGGCGGCGGCGGCGGCGGGAGCAGUGGUGGUGGCAAUGGCGGCCGGGACAGCGGCGGCCGCGCUGAUGGCCAGGUUUCUCGGCCACCUCCGCCACCUCCGCCGCCCGCCCCUCCCGGGCCGGCCUCAUCAACCGGCUCGGCCCGCUCAGUGCCGGUCACCGAGGCCCGGCCAUCGGCCACCGAUGACGGCUGCCUCCUCUCCAUGGAGUCGCACUCCUCCUCCGGCAUGGCCGAACCCCCCACCCCCAGCAACAGCGGCGCCGGCGCCGGUGCGCCUUCUCCGCCCCCGCCCGGGAGUGCUGCCCCCUUGAUGGAUCCUGCUCCUGCUGCCCCUGCCAUUGCUCCUGCGACCACGGAUGAUGGCGCAGCCUCGGCCGCGGCCGGCAGCCCGGCAGGCCGCUCGGGCCGUGAAUCGGGCUCUCGCUCGGCCAACUCAUCGCCCUCCCCCUCGCCAAGCCCCUCCACGCAGUUUGUCCAGGGUUUGCUGAGCUCCUUGAGGUCGCUGGUGCCGAGGGGGAGCCCCGGGCCCAGCAGCGACGCCGCAAGUCACCGGCCCUCGAACCCGCCGGCCGCGCAAGUUCCCGACUCGGCGCGCUCCAGUAGCCGGUCCUUUGACAUCCUCUCGCAGUCCAGCAGCGACGGCGCGUCUGACCCCUCCUCACCGGGGAGAGGCGGCUCGGCCGAGGAGGCCACUGGCCGGCCACCACCGGGCGCCGCCUCGGCCAGUUCCUCGGCCGCAUCGCUGACACCCUACGCCAAGGUGCAGGACCCGGGGGCCGGCCCGCCGGAGUAGCCCCCCCCCCC